AUGGCAGACAGUGUCCUAGACCGGCUUUCAGCCCUGGACUCAAAUACGGUAUCAGACGCCCUUGAUUUUCUCAAUCUCCCUGGAGCCACAUACGGCAUCCUGCCUCUCUGGAAUUGCCCCAAGAUUGUUGGGCGUGCUAGCACAGUGAAAUUGUGUCCCAAGGUGGAGGGGACCACACCCACCACUCAUCUGAUCACUCCUGUAAUCGAGGCGACGACCACAGAUGAUCGCGUGCUUGUCAUCGCCGGGGGCGUGGAGGGUAUCUCAUCUUGGGGUGACAUUAUUGCCAAUGCUGCCCAAAUGAAGAAGAUCCGCGGCACCGUCAUCGACGGUUGGAGCCGAGAUAUCAACGGAAGUCGGGAUAUUGGCUAUCCUGUUUUUGGUCGUGGCAUCACAAUGAUUAGUGCACGCAACAGGAUGAUCCAGUUGGAGUCCGGAACGCGUGUGGAAAUGCGUGGCGUCGCAGUAGACCAGGACGAUUUUGUCAUCGCCGAUGAGUGUGGUACAGUUUUCGUGCCUGCUGGUCGUAUCGACGAAGUUCUGGAUCUUGGCGAGCGCAUCGACCGCCGCCAGAAUGCCAUGGUCAAGCAGGUUCGGGCGGGCUUCUCAGUAGCAGAGAUCAUGCACGACAAACAAUUCGAGGCCAUUGCAUCCUCGUCCAACUCUUCCGAAGCCGAGGCCAGAGGCAACCCCCGAAAGGCCGCCCCGGAAGAUCUAGAGCUAGUUAACCUGUUCGCCGACACUGAUACGCCCGCAGUUUCGGAUGCCCUUGAUAAGCUUGGCAUUUCUGGACAGGCUUUGAACAUCCUGCCACUGACGAACUAUAAAAGAACGAUAGUUGGUCCAGCAUUCACGGUGCGCUAUGUGCCGGCCAGCAGCCCACCCGGUAGUGUUGGUGAUUUCAUUGACGAUGUGGCUGUCGGUGAUAUCGUCGUGAUUGACAACGGUGGUCGUAAAGACUGUACCGUCUGGGGUGACAUUAUGACUCGGUACGCCGGUAUACGAGGCGUUGCCGGUACCGUUAUCGAUGGGGCAUGUCGUGACGUUGAUUCAAUCAUCAAGGAUGACUAUCCUAUCUUUACGGCGGGGAAUUGGAUGAGGACAGGCAAAGACCGAGUGCAAGUGGGAGGGAUCAAUGAGGCAGUCGGUGUCGGAAACGUGCGAGUGAGUCCUCGCGAUAUUGUGGUGGCCGAUGCCAAUGGCGUUGUAAUUGUGCCGCGUGACCGAGCCCGCGAGGUGGCUGCACUCACAAAUAGCAUUGAGAAGAGCGAACAAAGUAUCUUGGCACUUAUACAUGGAGGCUCUACGAUCGCCGAGGCGAGGGAAAAGCUUGGCUAUCACACUUUGCAGCGCAGGGCAUAG
Clonostachys rhizophaga is the source of this 1362-nucleotide messenger RNA. NCBI's taxonomy places the organism in Eukaryota, Fungi, Ascomycota, Sordariomycetes, Hypocreales, Bionectriaceae. The record is from the annotation of a GenBank genome assembly.